AAUGAUAAUGAAAUGGAGAUAUCUCCGACCAACACUAUUCAAGAGGAUGCAAAUGGUAAUAAUUUAACAUCCGAUUUAUGCCUUUGAAUUAUUCUUUUUUUUAUGUUAAUCAUUUUAUGUUUUUAAAUUGUUUGGUUGAAGGUGGUGGUCAAUCUACUACAAAGAAGAAAGCUGUUAAUGAAAAAAGGAGGGGAAGAAACAAGUGUAAAAAGAUUGCUAAACUGAAACCUAAUGAGAAGCUGCAAAUUCAAUUCUUUAACAAUCGGGCAGUAGGGGAUAAUCACAAUGUGUUUGCCAGACAUCUUGGUAUUAUAGUACGAAAUACUAACAUGUGUCCGGUCAAAGUGCACAAAUGGGCAGAUAUUGGAGACAAAGAAAAAGAACACAUGUGGGCAGCAGUCACGGAUUCCUUUACUAAUGAAAAUAUGGAGGCCUACAAGGAGCAUGUUUUGGACCAUAUGAAGGAGUUGUGGAGAAAAUGGAGGUCAGACUUGUUAAGGUAUAAAAUCAUUCAUAAGAAACUCACCUUAAAAGCUGCAUACAACGCUUCUCCACCUGAUGGGCUUAAUAAGAGUGAGUGGCAGUGGCUUAUUAAGGAGAUUUUUUCAAAGCAAGAAUUUAAGGUAAAAUCACUUAACUAUAAUCCCUUUUCCUUUAUAAUGUGUUCCGAAAUUUAA
This is a messenger RNA of Spinacia oleracea (spinach), 677 nucleotides long. RefSeq lists its product as uncharacterized. NCBI's taxonomy places the organism in Eukaryota, Viridiplantae, Streptophyta, Magnoliopsida, Caryophyllales, Amaranthaceae. The transcript is spliced from 2 exons. The coding region runs from base 78 to 677 and encodes 199 amino acids. The record is from RefSeq and is a predicted model, not a curated record.